CUCUAAACUGCGACCAAGGAGCCCACGAACGCGAAAUAAGGCGCCAGGACUGCUUGGUCAUGACAAUAUUCUCGAUUCUACAAUAUGACUGAGGUGGAGGUCAACGGGAUAGCGGCGGGCGUGGUGGACCUAGAUCUCAAAACAUCACUCUCUUCUUCAUCAACUUCAAGGCGGAUCAAUACCCUCGCAAUCUUGCAGGAGAGGCUCUCAAAGAAUGAAAUCAGCCCGAAAUUAUUCCCCCCUCUUCUACAGCUGUUAUUUGACACGCAUGCAUACUAUCGCGACCGCCCCUCUCGUCGAGCUGUUGAGCAAUGUCUAAGACUUGCUUUUCGCUCAGGCUGUGCUCCUCCAGCAUUAGCGGGCUUCAUCAAGAAUCUAGAGGCCGAGUCUUUGAAGCUAGGGAUCGCCCCCAGCAAUGCUUUUGUUCUGGUAGAAUGGUGUAGCAUGCUUCUGCAGGUGCUGACUGGAACCGACUACUGGGAUAUCUGGGGCUUCCAAGUUCUCGAGAGCCAUGCUCGAUUGCUGGAAUUGUGUGUUGGAGAGUCUCCGCGGGACAACAUUAGACAAACCGCACUGCGCGUCACAUGGCGAGGACUCCGGGAGGCAUUCUCUAUACCCGAGAAGAGGCAAAAUGUGAUGAAAGGAGCUAUCCAGAAACUUGCGUCAAAAGGUGCUCAGUCAUCUGCGAAGAAUGCUAUCAUGCUUGGAGCUAUCGCUGGAACAUGUGCGAGGAAUUUCCAGAAAGAGUCCACGAAAUCGUCAGAGAUGAAAGAAUGUCUCACGAACAAGAAAUCCGAAUACUACGCAUUCUACAUUCGAGAAAUCAUUGGUUCGCGGACUCUUGUACCAAGCCACAUAUCGAAUGCUUUACAUGACUUCUUUGCUUCGUUCGCAACAAAGGAGGACAUAGAGAGGGAGAUUGUUCCUGCUCUGGAAAAAGCUCUGCUUCGUGCACCGGAGAUAGUGCUCAAUGAUCUCGUUACGCCACUGUUUCGUUCCCUUCCUGAUACGAUAGAUCUUACAAGUAUUCUUAAGAACAACCUUCUCAAACCUCUGCUUUCCAAUAUCAAGUCAAGCAAUGCUACUAUUCGCUUAGGAGCGCUUUCGGCACUUCGUGCUGCGGCUCCCAAGUGUCACGAGGUGAAUGUUAUUGCUGAGGUUGCAGAAGAGAUUGUUACCCCUCUCAAAGCUGGAAAAUUGCCUUCCGCUGAUCAGAGAGCUAACCAUGCCGAGAUGCUUGCUCUACUCCCUGUCACAGAGACAACAGCUACCAAGAUUGGUUCAGCUAUUACCGCCGUUGUCGGCAAAGAAGCAAACGAGGCAGCGCUUACAUCGGAGACAUCAGCCCUCCUGCAUUAUGUAAGUUGGGCAAUACAGCAUGGAAUGGAUCUGGAUAAGCAAAUGACAGAUGCUUUCACCAAAGGGAUCUCGGAUAAAAAGGUACCUUUCAAGAGUCUUUGGACCGGACGACUGGGUGAACUGUUCUGGGCCACGGAUGAUCAUGAGAUUUUGCGAGGCAAAUUAGCUAAACUCGCUGAAUGCACAAUCUCACCUCUUAUGGAUAUCUGGCAGGAAGUCACGGCGAACCCUUUGGCUGCAGCACAGUCUGGUCUCGUCGCCAGCGCUUUUGUGCUUACUGCUAUUGCCUUUACGAAGCUACCACAUGUUUCGAAUAGCAAGGUUGAUACGGCUCUGAAGAAAGCUCAGAUAGGAAGACAAGCCUUGGUUAUGGAGCCAAAACCUUCCUUCCUGUUGAACCCACGCAUUUAUGGGAAGCUUACAAGUGAGGAGGAUUUCAUCUGGCUUCUUCGAGCUCUUGCAUCCACUGCACAAGAUGUCGUUACGUCUGAUACAGUUUCACCUAGCUCUAUUGCCUGGUCUCAAGCCGUAAUAUUCUGCAUAUGCUCUUCAACCGUCAAGCCGAGUGUUAGAAAGAAUGCUUCCGAAACCUUGACUAAGCUCUACCUCAAUUAUCCUUUAGCAAUUGUCAAAGUUAUCGUGUCGGGACUUUGGAGGUGGCGAGACUCCAUCGAAUCAGGCGACAAGGAUAGUGCUGCUGUGUUGUCUAAAACAGAGAACAGCAAUAUUCACCAUGUUAUUCGAGCCAUCUGUCUAUCCCCAGCAGAAGUCACUCAGCUUGGUGGUCAAGUCGAAAUGUCUGUCCGGAUGGAGCAGAUGAUUUUACUGUUGGUUCUAUCUCGACAGGAAUUGUUACCGCGAGUGAGCUGGAUCCAGCUGUGUCUCAAAGUUGAGGUAGAUCCUGGCAACCUUGCCAGGAAAUCUGGAGAUGCUCUGGUUCAGCAGAUACUUGAUUGCACUAGAUUUGACGAAAAAGCGACCUUCCAAAGAUCCGACAAUGUCAAGAUCGCUGCUUUCCAAGCAGCAGCAGAACUUGCCUUUGUGGCCCCCGAUGCAAUGACCCCUAGAAUUGUAGAGCUUCUUGAAAAUGAUCUGGACUCAACUCAAUUGACUAACAUCGGCCCAACAGAGGCGGCUAUCUUCAGAACAGAAGAAGGCACGGCUUUUGUCGAUGUGCUCGCGUCCAAGUCCCAAAGCUAUGUUCCCAACAAAAAUACAAAAGAUUACGACACUUUGAAGUGGGAAGAAGAGUUACGAGCUCAGCUCGCACAGAAGAAAGGACAACAGAAGAAACUCACUUCCGAAGAAACUGCCAAGGUUAAUGCUCAGUUGAAAAAGGAGUCUGCUAUUCGUCUGCAGAUUCGCCACCUUCAAGCAAAGCUCCUCCGUGGGUUUGGUAUCAUCAACAGCCUAGCCACAGGACCGCCUACUGAAGCAGGUCUUUGGAUGGGGCCGGCUGUCAAGGCAUUAGUGGAGGUAAUUAAGGCUGGUGCUGGGCUCAUCACAGGCAAUGCAGCUCCCGAUGCGUACAUUGCCUGCGCAGAACGACUUCCGAGCCGCGUUGGUGCUCUGAGGCCAUUCAUAGGUAUCGCGACAUUGAGAGCUUUAAAUGUACCACACCUUCCAGAGCAUCUAGAGGAAGAGCCUCUAGGUGCGUUGAUUACCAGAGUCCUUUAUCGACUUCGCUUCUCUGGAGAACAACGACCUUUCGAUACAGUCUCCUUGAUCUACAUUCUCCCUCUUGUCUUUCUCGUCCUGCGCGAGAAAGGCUUUGGAGAGUCUGAUGACGCUGAAGCUCAGAUUGUCUUAGCUUUAGAAUUCUUAUCUUACCAUACAGAUGCCUGCUCUGACGAGCUGGUACCACGCGAGGAGAUCUUGUCUGUGCUAAUAUCAUCGAUGCAAAACUAUAAUCAGCAUUACAAGAUGAUCAAAGAUUGUCUGGCAGAUCUUUGCCGUUGUAUUGCGCCGAACAUAACUGAGAUCGAGCUGUCAAUCCUUGCCCGCGGAGCAAUUGUCCCGCAAGUUUCGGUUCGUUCCUCAGUCCUACAAUCAAUUAGUGCUGAGAUCGAUAUGAGUGAUGUAGACUUCUCUGACGAGAUAUGGCUCGCUUGUCAUGACGACGUGGAAGAGAAUGUCGAGCUUGGAAAAGAAAUUUGGGAAGAGAGCGAAUUUACAGUCUCCGAAGAUGCUCCCUUCAGGAUGCUGCCUUAUCUCGAGAUUGUGGACAAGCAAUUGAGACGAGCGGCGGCAAGAUCGUUAGCGGCAGCUGUGAAAUUACGGCCAUCAACAUUUCAAGAUGUGUUAGAACGCUUGAAGUCGACAUAUCAAGAGCUUGCAAAGCCCCGUGUGCCCCAGCUCGACGAAUACGGCAUGCCCAAAAAGAUGGAUCUGUCGGAUCCCUGGGAGGCUAGAAACGGUAUAGCUCUUGCGUUCAAAGAGCUAGCUCCCAUUUUCGAGAUUAGCCUACUUAUUGCAUUCUUGCAAUUUCUGAUUGAAGCUGGUCCUCUUGGCGACAGAAACCCAAAUGUGAGAGAAGAAAUGGUAGAAGCAGCUACCAGUAUUAUCGCACUUCACGGCAAAGACAAGGUGGAGGAACUAAUGAAAACCUUCGAACAAACUCUUGAAGCUCCAGACAAAGGCUCCGAAUUCGCGGAUCGAGUCAAUGAAGCUGUCAUCAUCAUGUACGGAGCUCUCGCUCGACAUUUGAAGGCGGGAGAUCCACGAGUUCCUAAGGUAGUGGAGAGGCUGCUAGAGACUCUGAGUACACCUUCUGAAGCAGUGCAAUACGCUGUUGCUGAAUGCUUGCCGCCACUGGUACGUGCGUCGAAAGAGCAGAAUCCAGAGUACAUCAGGCAUGUUCUCGAUCGCUUGUUCAAUUCCAAGAAAUACGCUGCUCGUCGCGGUGCCGCCUAUGGACUUGCAGGUAUUGUUCAUGGCAUUGGUAUACUAGCUCUGAGAGAAUAUCGUAUCAUGUCAACGUUGAAAGGUGGGAUUGAGAACAAGAAGGAUGUCAAUCAUCGUGAGGGUGCAUUGUUGGCAUAUGAAUUAUUCUCAACGAUUCUAGGGCGAAACUUUGAGCCUUACGUUAUUUUAAUCGUACCCCAGCUCCUUUCCAGCUUUGGAGACGCCAGUGCGGAUGUACGUGAGGGUUGCUUAGCAGCCGCAAAGGCCUGUUUUGCAAGUUUGAGCUCAUACGGUGUCAAGCGAAUAUUGCCUACGCUCUUGGAGGGCCUUGAUGACCAACAAUGGAGAAGUAAGAAGGGAGCAUGCGACCUUCUGGGUGCUAUGGCCUACCUUGAUCCUCAACAAUUAGCCCAGAGCUUACCUGAGAUCAUUCCACCAUUGACUGGGGUACUCAACGACAGUCACAAAGAAGUUCGACUUGGCGCAAAUCGAAGUCUGAAACGCUUUGGUGAAGUCAUCAGCAAUCCCGAGAUCAAAGGCCUUGUGGACGUACUGCUUAAGGCUCUUAGCGAUCCUACAAAGUACACAGACGAUGCUUUGGACUCUCUCAUAAAGGUACAAUUCGUUCACUACCUGGAUGCACCAUCACUUGCACUUGUAGUUCGCAUUCUAGAACGUGGACUAGGGGAUCGCUCGGCGACCAAGAGGAAAUCAUCUCAGGUCAUUGGCAGUCUGGCCCAUUUGACGGAGCGAAAGGAUUUGAUCUCGCAUCUGCCAAUUUUGGUCGCUGGUCUCAAAGUUGCUGUGGUUGAUCCUGUGCCCACCACACGUGCAACUGCCUCGAAAGCCCUUGGCUCACUGAUCGAGAAGCUUGGCGAAGAUGCUCUACCUGAUCUUAUCCCAGGAUUGAUGCAAACACUGAAAUCAGAUACUGGUGCUGGUGACCGACUCGGAUCUGCUCAAGCUCUGAGCGAGGUCCUUGCUGGUCUCGGUACCAGUCGCUUGGAAGAAACACUGCCCACAAUCUUGCAAAAUGUUGCUUCCUCAAAGCCUUCUGUCCGAGAAGGUUUCAUGUCACUCUUCAUCUUCUUGCCUGUUUGCUUCGGCAACAGCUUCGCAAACUAUCUCAGCAAAAUCAUUCCACCAAUUCUAAGUGGUCUGGCUGAUGAGAUCGAGUCCAUUCGUGACACCUCCCUCCGAGCUGGACGUCUUCUUGUCAAGAACUUCGCAACUAGAGCUAUCGAUCUCUUGUUACCCGAGCUGGAACGAGGUCUUGCUGAUGACAGCUACAGAAUUCGUCUUAGCUCUGUGGAAUUGGUGGGCGAUUUGUUGUUCAACCUCACAGGCAUCAACGCCGGUACCGAGCAAGAUGAGGUAGAAGAAGGUGCCCAGGAAGCAGGAGCCUCGUUACUGGAAGUCCUUGGAGAAGAGAAGAGAAACAAGGUCCUCUCGUCUCUUUACAUUUGUCGUUGCGAUACGUCUGGCUUGGUUCGUACCGCCGCAGUCAAUGUUUGGAAGGCUCUUGUGGCCAGCCCAAGAACUCUUAAGGAGCUUAUCCCAACAUUGACCCAACUUAUCAUUCGCAGACUAGGAAGUUCCAAUAUGGAGCAGAAAGUUAUUGCGGGCAACGCACUCGGCGAGUUGAUUCGAAAAGCUGGCGACGGAGUCCUAUCCAGCUUGCUUCCUACACUAGAGGAAGGUCUGCAAACAUCGACAGAUACCGAUGCCAAGCAAGGUAUCUGCAUUGCUCUUCGAGAACUAAUCUCAUCUGCUUCUCCUGAAGCUCUGGAGGAUCACGAGAAGACUUUGAUAUCAGUAGUCCGAACCGCUCUUAUCGAUUCCGACGAGGAAGUCCGAGAAGCUGCCGCAGAAGCUUUUGACUCUUUGCAGCAGAUUCUUGGCAAGAGAGCUGUCGAUCAAGUGCUACCCUAUCUUCUUAACCUGUUACGCACAGAUGAAGACGCAGACAACGCUCUAUCUGCCCUCUUAACGCUACUUACCGAGACAACAAGAUCAAACAUCAUCUUGCCUAACUUGAUCCCAACCCUCACGACCUCUCCAAUUUCGUCUUUCAACGCCAAAGCUUUAGCAUCCCUAUCCACUGUCGCUGGCUCUGCCAUGACCCGAAGAUUGCCUACGAUAUUGAAUGCGUUAAUGUCCAACAUCAUCUCCUGCAAUGACGAGGGCUUACUCGAAGAUCUCAACACAUCAUUCGACACCGUGAUCCUUUCGAUUGAUGAAUUUGAUGGUCUGAACACGGCUAUGAGUGUAUUGCUUGGGCUCUCGAAGCACGAUGACCACCGCAUAAGAGCAGCUACUGAUCAUCAUCUCGCAAAGUUCUUCGCUGCGGCCACUGUGGACUACUCUCGCUAUAACCAAGAUAUCGUAAGAGCUUUACUUAUAUCUUUCGAUGACCGGGAUCCGGACGUAGUUCUAGCCGCCUGGACCGCGUUGAGCGAAUUCACUAAACACAUAAAGAAAGAAGAGAUGGAAGCUCUUGUGUACUCCACACGACAAAUCUUACAACAUGUUGGAGUUGCUGGAUCAAAUCUGCCAGGCUUCAAUUUGCCUAAGGGCAUCAAUGCCAUCCUACCUAUAUUUUUACAAGGUCUCAUGAAUGGCACCGCAGAGCAGAGAACACAAAGUGCUCUUGCCAUCUCGGACAUUGUAGAUCGUACAAGUGGGGAUGCUUUGAAGCCAUUUGUCACUCAGAUAACUGGACCGUUGAUCAGAGUGGUAUCCGAACGCUCAGUCGACGUAAAAGCAGCGAUUCUGUUGACUUUGAACAAUCUCCUCGAGAAGAUUCCUACAUUCUUGAAACCCUUCUUACCUCAACUUCAGAGGACUUUCGCCAAAUCCCUGGCAGAUACAUCAAGUGAAGUUUUGAGAACUCGAGCAGCCAAGGCACUAGGCACGUUGAUCACACUCACUCCUCGAAUAGAUCCACUCAUUGCUGAGUUGGUCACUGGAUCAAGGACUUCUGAUUCAGGUGUUCGUAACGCCAUGCUGAAGGCCCUCUACGAAGUCAUCAGUAAGGCAGGAGCGAACAUGAGUGAGGCAUCUCGAAGCGCUGUUCUUACUCUUAUCGACACUGACCCAGAGGAUAAUGAUGUUUCUAUGGCAAUCACAAAUGCUAAGUUACUUGGAGCUCUGAUUAAGGUUGUCCCCUCGGAGAGUGCUGUUGCCCUCAUCAAGAACAGAGUCUUACCAAGUCACUUCACUCAGUCCUCUGUACUGGCUCUGAACGCUGUGCUGCUAGAAUCCCCAGCGACUUUAACGGAGACUGCCUUCGCCGAUAGCUUACCACAAAGCAUCUGUGAAGGCAUGCAAAACAAGAACAACUUCAUUUCUGACAACUGCGUCCUCGCGGCCGGAAAAUACCUUCUAUCCGACUCACGCAGCAGUGACUAUGAGACGAUCAAGCCAAUAUUCGAGACACUUGCCACAUUGAUAGGACCUGGACAGUCGGCUGACACUCGACGUCUAGCUUUGGUGGUGGUGCGAACUGUGUGCAGACAUCACAUGGAGCUCGCUCGUCCUCAUCUUCCACUACUCGCACUUCCCGUCUUUGCUAGUGUUCGAGAUACCAUCAUUCCUAUCAAGCUGGCGGCAGAAGCAGCAUUUAUGGCGCUAUUCAAUGUCGUAGAUGAGGAGAGCAAAGUAUUCGACAAGUAUCUUGCAUCUCAAGAUCUAGCUGCCAACCAAAAGCGGAGCAUGCAGGAUUACUUUAAGCGUGUUGCAUUGAGGCUGGGAAAUACUGCACGAGAGAGGAAAGAGGCAGAAGGUGGACAGGGCGGCUUGGGACUCUCUCAAGAUGAAGUUGAUGAUGAAAAGGAGAUAGCUUCGGUAGGAAGAGUCGACCUUGGAGAGGGAGCUUUUGAUGAGUGAUGAGUUACGAAAAGGCAUGGGAGGUGGUCAAAAAGCGUGCAUUGUAUUUGGAGGGAUCGUUUUUAGACGAAUGAAUUCUUGCG
Molecule: messenger RNA, 8234 nt
Organism: Mollisia scopiformis
Lineage: Eukaryota; Fungi; Ascomycota; Leotiomycetes; Helotiales; Mollisiaceae
Product: ARM repeat-containing protein
Exons: 4
Coding region: 85-8151 (2688 amino acids)
Biological process (GO): regulation of translation; cellular response to amino acid starvation
Cellular component (GO): cytosol
Molecular function (GO): protein kinase regulator activity
Source: RefSeq, a predicted model, not a curated record